AUGGAUCCAACGUAUUAUGGGAAUAGUAAUUUUGACGCAUCAACGAGGCAAAGAUCAGGCAGUACGCCGGGUUUGGGCCAAGAGCCACCUGGCGAUGGCGGCCAAUUUGGAAUGCAGCAACAACUCGGAAAAAUGGUGUGGGAAGCAGGAUCAAAGCAAUUUAAAGACACAUUCAAUUCAUAUGGAAGGAUAGAUUUAUUCCGGCCAUAUUUUGACGUAGAGCCAGCGGAGGUUCGUAAUAGGCUGAUUAGAAGCUUCAUCCCCAGAAAACCUUCCCAAAUCUCAGUUUCUCCUGAUCUUUACGGGCCAACCAUGAUUAUUCUAACAAUGGUGGCCUUACUAUUAUACAAUAUGAAGGCUAGCGGAAUUGUGAUUCAAAACGGUACUCUAAUGGGCACUGCAAUGUUCACAUGCUUCGGUAGCUGGAUACUGAUUGCUGGAGGAAUCUACAUAACCUGCUUCCUCCUAUCAGCCGAGAUGCCAUUCCUCUCAAUUCUUUCAACAUUUGGGUAUUCGUUGACUUCUCAUUGCGUGCUUCUCCUUCUGACCUCACUUUUCCAUCCAUCCCACGACCACUUGUUCUUUUUCGUUCUUCUCGGAUCGCUGUGCCUUCCAUCAGCGUUAAGAAUGGCCCUAAUUGUUUGUAAUCAUUCGCGAUUGCCUGCAAAUCGAAUGAUCCUCAUCGGUGUGUCGAUCGCCGCUCACCUUCUCCUCAUCACCUACCUUCACUUCGGAUUCCAUGUCGUCGUCGAAGAGCUUGAUGAGAUCGUUGGCGAUGCGAUUGAUACCAGUGCUAUCAAGGAAUCCAUGUCUGUUAUAAACGAACUCGAGCUUCGAUUAUCAAGCUAUGAUGCGCUGAAGGACUGCAAAAAGGCGGCAUGUGCAGGUUGUAAACAGAAUCGAAUGUAUUUCUGCUACGAUUGCCGGAUGCCAAUGCCCGGCGUUUUCAUGCCGCACGUCACUUUACCGUGCCUUGUUGACAUUGUGAAACAUCCGCUGGAGAAGAAUAGCAAGAGCAGCGCACUUCAUUGCAAGAUACUGGCUCCCGAGCAGACGCGGGUUUUCGAUUAUCCCGAUGUUCACGAUUAUCGAAACGACGAUGAGAAUGAGCGGAAUUCGACGGUGGUUGUGUUUCCGAGUAAAUCGGCAAUCAGCAUCGAGGAAUUUGUGCGCACGCGCGGUCCAAUCCGUCGGAUCAUCGUGCUGGAUUGCACGUGGUUCCAGGUGGGCACAAUGCAGAAGACGCUGCAAAUUCAAGGACUCCAACAUGUGUGCCUGCAACAGUAUCGGACGGCGUUCUGGCGGCCGCAGCACAAUGUGCCUGACACGGGUCUCGCAACGAUAGAAGCGAUUUACUACGCGCUCAAAGAGUAUCAGGAAAUUGGCCUUGGAAAGCAGUAUAAAGGAGAAUUUGACGAUUUGUUAUACUGGUUUUUCCACACGAAACAUCUCGUCGAUGAAAGACAACGCGACUAUCAGCGGAAAUUGAAUGAGAAGCUCGAAUCUUGUUGA
This is a messenger RNA of Caenorhabditis bovis, 1512 nucleotides long. The record is from the annotation of a GenBank genome assembly. Lineage: Eukaryota; Metazoa; Nematoda; Chromadorea; Rhabditida; Rhabditidae.